This is a messenger RNA of Saxophila tyrrhenica, 573 nucleotides long. RefSeq lists its product as uncharacterized. Gene Ontology annotation, cellular component: fungal-type cell wall. Gene Ontology annotation, biological process: fungal-type cell wall organization. Bases 1 to 573 code for a protein of 190 amino acids. Lineage: Eukaryota; Fungi; Ascomycota; Dothideomycetes; Mycosphaerellales; Extremaceae. The record is from RefSeq and is a predicted model, not a curated record. Gene Ontology annotation, molecular function: structural constituent of cell wall. The transcript is spliced from 3 exons.
AUGCGUUCCGCUGCUGUUGUCGCCUUUGCUGGCCUUGCUGCCGCCUCGUGGGGUCCUCAGGAACAUGGCAUGCCAGGUGGCUCGUGGGGCCCACCAGCUGCUCCUUCCAACGAGACUUCCGCCGCCCCGUCUGACGUCUGGACCACCGAGGUCGUGACCGCGUGGACCACCUACUGCCCCAAGGCGACUGAGAUCACACACGCCGGCCAGACCUACACCGCCACCGAGGCCACCACCCUCGUCAUCACCGACUGCCCUGGCGGAUGCACCAUCUCCUACCCAGCCACCUACUCGACCCCUGCGCCAGUUGAGAGCACCCCGGCUCCAGUGACCAGCGAGAAGGCCACCACCUGGGAGACCAGCGCUGCGCCCCCAGCAACCUCUGCCCCCCCGGCGCCUUACCCAGUCGGCAACACCACUGUCCCAGCUUCCACUGCUGCGCCAGUUGCGUCCACCGCCACGACUGCUUCGUCCUACCCAUCCAGCCCAGUCCCAGCGACCGGUGCUGCCGCCCAGCUCUCCGCCGGCAUGGGUGCGAUCCUCGCCAUCUUCGGCCUCGUCGCCGCUCUCUAA